UGGAAUUUCUAACUCUAUACUGAAUGAUUUCUUUAUGAACUUGUCUUCGUUAAUAAAUCUUGAUGAUGUAGUAGAAAUGGUAAAUUACAGUGGCGUAUACAAAACUUUAGAUAGAUUUGGCUACAAUAUGGAUACUCUUAUGAAACAGUUGGCACCACCUUGCGAUAAAAUGUUUAAAAAAUGCUAUUGGAAAACCAAGGAAGUACCGUGUUUGAAUCUUUUCAAGGUCGUAAGGACUACUUAUGGGUAUUGUUGCGGUUUUAAUCAAAAAGGUUUUCAAGAUGAAGAGGGGGACACGACUGUUUCGUCAAAAGUUCACGAAUAUGCCAUGGGUGCUGGUCCAGCUUUCGGGUUACGUCUUAUAUUAGAUGCAGAAGAAGAAGAAUAUUUAUCCCCUCUUAAAUCUGUAAUUGGAUUUUGUGUGGCAGUUUUACCAUCUCAUUUCUUCCCUCAAAUGGAAUCUUAUGGUAACACACUCCUGCAAGCAGAUGAAAUGACGAUGUAUCUAAAACCAACUGUGAUAAGUAGCACUCCGGAAGUAAAACGAUUGAAUUAUAAAACAAGAGAUUGCUUUCGCGAAAGAGAAGUAUGA
Agrilus planipennis (emerald ash borer) is the source of this 592-nucleotide messenger RNA. Its product is annotated as sodium channel protein Nach-like. The transcript is spliced from 4 exons. Lineage: Eukaryota; Metazoa; Arthropoda; Insecta; Coleoptera; Buprestidae. Gene Ontology annotation, molecular function: ligand-gated sodium channel activity. Gene Ontology annotation, cellular component: membrane. The coding region runs from base 35 to 592 and encodes 185 amino acids. Gene Ontology annotation, biological process: sodium ion transmembrane transport. The record is from RefSeq and is a predicted model, not a curated record.